UAGAGCGCGCCGCAGAAGCUAGCAGUCGGGUUAGCGACGUUAGCUCGCGCUUUGAAAUGACAUUAUUGAUAAGUUCGCGCUUCUUGUUGGAUGUUCUAUCGUCUUAGAUGGUCCACCAACCAGCCCGGUGCCGAGUAGUUGUUUGCUCCAGUCUCAACCGGCAGUCGUUAUGGCAGCGGAGGGGGAUUUACCAGCAGACCUUCUGACAGCGGAGGGGGAUUUACCAGCAGACCUUCUGACAGCGGAGGUGAAACACAGCAGUGGAGACUUCGUACCUCCGGACGGGCUGUGCUGGGUGUCCGUGCUGUCCUGUCUGCUGCUGGCAUGUUCGUAUGUGGGCAGUCUGUACGUGUGGAGGAGUGAUCUGCCCAGGGAUCACCCCGCUGUGAUAAAGAGACGCUUCACCAGCGUGCUCAUCGUGUCCGGCCUGUCUCCUCUCUUUGUGUGGACAUGGAGACAGUUCACAGGAGUCAGGACUGGCCCAGCGUUACUCUCUCUGAUGGGGAUCCGCUUUGAAGGCCUCAUUCCUGCCAUCCUCCUCCCUCUGAUGCUCACCAUGGUGCUGUUCCUGGGCCCACUCAUGCAGCUGGCUAUGGACUGUCCCUGGAGCUUCAUGGAUGGGGUCCGGGUGGCCAUAGACCCGUGGUUCUGGACGCUGUGUUUCAGUGACAUGCGCUGGCUGAGGAACCAGGUGGUGGCCCCGCUCACAGAGGAGCUGGUGUUCAGGGCCUGCAUGCUGCCCAUGCUGGUGCCCUGCGCCGGGCCCCUCACCGCCAUCUUCACCUGCCCCCUCUUCUUCGGAGUGGCUCACUUCCACCAUGUGAUCGAGCUGCUGAGGUUCCGACAGGGGACGCUGUCCGGGAUCUUCCUCUCCGCAGUGUUCCAGUUCUCCUACACAGCCGUGUUUGGGGCCUACACCGCCUUCAUCUUCAUCAGAACUGGUCACCUGAUCGGCCCGGUGCUCUGCCACUCCUUCUGUAACUACAUGGGUUUUCCCGCCAUCAGCACGGCGAUGGAGCACCCCCACCGCUUCACCGUCCUCUCCUCCUACCUGAUGGGGGUGAUCCUCUUCCUCUUCUUCCUCUUCCCCUUCACUGACCCCGCCUACUACGGCCUGCCCACCCCAGUGUGCACCCUCACCUCCUCCCCCAGCUCCCUCUGCCUCUCCUGAUCCCCCCACUCACACACACACACACUUCUCUGCUGGAGUCACCUACCUCUGAUGAAGCAGUUGAGGGUGUUGGUUGCCAAGUUACAGUUCAGUUGAGACUGAGCCAUGUGGGUUAAGUUGCCAUGGAGAGCGGGGCUGAAUGUGUGGUCUAUGGCCUCUUGAUACGUGGCUGUACAGGAACUAUGAAUCAGAUGACGCUCUCCUGCGGAGUUUGAGAAGGUGGGGGUUCAUGAACCUAGCAGUGUUUCAAAGGCUAGCCCCUCUGUGCUAGUCCGAUAGCAGCUCAUAGAGUCCUGUUGUUAACCCGGAAAUGUUGAGUACCCCAAAGUGUUUAUGUUACAAAUGUAUAGUAAGGUCCCCAGCACAAAGAAACUGCCGGAUGCUAACUUGCAUAUGUUGGGCUAUUUGCGCAAUUAUCACAAGUUGCGUUCAUCAGCAUUAGCAGCAUUAUAGCCUACUGGACAAUAGUUAAAAAUGGCUUGGCUGAUUAGGACAGUUUCGGAGGUAAUUGAGGAUGCUGAAUCCAUUUCUGACAUUUUCAGGAUCUGGAAUGGCAGUUUGAACCAGUAAGUCGCCAUAUUUGUACUCCCAGUGGAUUGGUUUCGAUUCAUUUUGGGUCAAUUUGAAGUUUUAGGGGACUCGCAACUGCCAUUUUUGAUCCUGAAAAUGUCAGAAAUGGAUUCAACAUCCUCAAUAAUCCCCCAAAACACUCCAAAUGUGUCUCUAUUUUCUUUUGUUUUUUUUACUAUUGUCUGCAAAUGCUUAUUUACACAACUUGUGCUAAUUGUGCAAAUAGCCUAACACAUGCAAGUUAGCAUCCGGCAGUUUCUAUGAGCUGGAGACCCCUCCUAUACAUUUCUAACAUAGAAUUUUGGGGUCUCAACAUUUCCUGGUUCCCACUGCUGGAAAGUAAUAGAGACUAUCCCUGAUCUUAAUGUAGUGCUAACACUGAAGGACACUUCCUCCUCAGAUCCUCUCAAAAUGAAGAUCUCAUCAUCAUUUCUGAUGAUCAUAAUGUUCCAUUUUUUGCAUUUCCACUCAGCCUGAUGCAUCUUUUUAAAGGAUAAUCCUUGUUUAUUACAAAUUGGUCUUAUUCUCACAUAUUUUGCAGCCAUUUCCAGGCCAGUCAGAGAGGCUUAAACUAAAUCCCAUGAGAAACACAACAUCAUUUACCCUAAUAUUUGCUGGAAACAUCAAUAGACUCGCUAGAUCAAAUUUGGUCUACUGGAUUUGUAGUCUUUGCAUAGAUUAAGGCUAGGAAUGCUGAUUGUUUUCACGAUGAGUUGAAAAAUCCAGACACUAGUGAUGUCUUCAAAAAUGGCCUUCAAGGAUUCCUGACUCAGGACUCCACCCUAUUUAUUGGCUCGUUUGUUUAUAUAAAAAAAGUUUUGCCAACAUCCAACUUUUAUAAUUGUUAAAAAUGGAUAUGACUAUUGGCUAAAUGGUUUAAAUAAUCUCAGAUAUAUUAUUCUUCGUCUGAUCAUCUGACUGUUCGUGGAUCAAAUAGAAAUGGCGGCAAAAACGAGGAAAAUAAGACCUUGGUUGUAGAGUUCCGCUGCUGGUGGAGUCCAGGCAAACUUUAGGGUUUGGAUCACUUUGGUGCCUGUAGCUUGGGUAUAGGUUUGGGUCUUGAAUUGGGCAGUACUCGUUCAGCUUAGUUGAAUCUGGAAGAAGUGGGUAUUGGGCUUGUUUAGCCCGUACAGAACUCUUAUCGAGGUAAACAAGAAUUAUCCUUAAAUGCUUUGUGCGUCUCUUGAGCGAGACAUGGAAAUAUUUGAAGCGGGUUGUUGGAAAAGUCACAGCCCUCACAAAUUCUUUCUUGCUGCACUGCAUUCUGGUCCAAAGAGGCUCAUAGUCAUGUUGGAAUUCCUCUCCUAAUGAUAGUUAGAGGAGCCUGCUGUAGCUGCACUGGAGUUCAGGAAUGUAGAUGUAAACCAGGAAUCACCUGGAGUUGUUUUAAUUUCAAACGCUCGUUCUUAACCGUGUCAUUUCUUACCUGUUCAGACAAAUCAGACAGCUGUGGUGAGCUGGAUGGGUCAGUGUUUGCUAUAAAUGUUAUUUAUAUACCUCUGCAUGUUUCAGUGCUGGUAGUCGUUGUUCUGUUGGUGAAGGGGGAUGAUGGGUUUACUGUUCAUGAUGACUGAAACAUACUCUGUGUGAGGGCUCAAACACAAGACUGGUUUUAACUAGUAAGGUGUAUUCAUGUCCUCUGGGAGGUGAGACAUUCCUCCAGUGGGGGAUGCUGGGUAGAAUUUGCGGCCCUUACGUCUGAAUACCUUUGCACAUUCAGUUUACUUUAAGCAAACCUUGGUCUUUAGUGCAGUUCGUGUUGGCAGAUGAAACCUGUCCGUCAAACUCUGGGGCAGAUUUAACCCCCAGAAGAACUUCUGAUCAACUCCUUGUACUGUGGCAGUUUUUUAGGGCUGUUUUUAAAAAGUGUUGUAAGUAGUAUCUGUCGGGACAUAGUUGAAAACACUUCAGAAAGGUGUGAUCAAUCAUAUAAAAACAACCAAACAAUGAAACACAAAUAGUUUAAACGACAAUGUGAAAACAUGAAAUAGAAUCUCCCUCGCUCCUUUUCUGAUGUAACUGCUUCAAACGCUAGUUCUUGGGUCUGUUUGUUGGACAUUUCACCAUGUUCCCAUGUCCAGAAGGUCAGGCAAGACUUAAAAUGUGUUACCCAGCAGACUGUCCAUACUUAUGUUACUGUAGGGAAACUAGCUUUUUUGUUGUACUGGAUUUGAAUUCUGUUCCCAUCCUUGGUCUUUUUUCUUUCUUGUCGCUCCCACAACAAAAAAAGUAGUUCAGUCAAAAGCAACAAACAGACAAGCUUUUCGUUUUCUGUGUGGGAUGCAUUUAUGGACGCAGACCUUCAUUUUAGAACUUCCAUUAUCCUUGUUCAUAUUGUGUAGUUUAAUCAAAAGCGUAUAAAUAUUUUCCAACUCUGCCCCUCCUUUGUGUAGCCUGAGAGGUCUGUGUUCGGUGUCCUUACAGAGUGUGUUUCAGUCUUAAAUCUGGAGGUUGUUAUAACUCGUCAAACCCUGGCUUUUUAUUUGUAAGGAUCUUUUCUUCAAGGUCCUCAAUUUACCUGAAAGUCUUUGUUUUGAUUAUUGUUCCUUGCAUUCUGGAUGUUUUGCCCAUCGGAGCUUGCAUCUUUAAAUGUGAGACACUGCAUGCUGCUGCUUGUUAUUCACAGUACAAAGCUAGGACCUUUUUGUUCACACAUCUACACAGAUUUAUCUUCAUACAGAGUUCAAAAUGAGUCUGUUAGAGCAGCAACAGGUUUAUUAUACCCCCCAUUUCACCAUGGUAGCUCUUUCCAGUUGCCAAGAAACACAGAAAUGGGCAGGGAGAAAGAAAUGUUGCCUGCUAAAAAUAUGAAUGUAAAAAAACCCAGGAUUUAAAACAUUAAAAUGAGCUUUCUGAGUUUCAUUCAGGAAAGAGAUGCUUUCAACACUUGGUUCAGCAUCAAAGACACACAUAGUGUGUAUGGUGUGAAACCACAGGAUUGAUAUAUAACUCCAAAUGGCACAUCUUUCUUGUUUAAUUUCUGUUUGCGUUGUGCUGCUCUGCAUCACCAACCAUUGGCUUUGAUUUGUCCCUAAAUGCCAUAUUUUGCCAGAGGUAAUAUCUAAUCUAACAGACAAAAAAAACUUAAAAAAAUGUCUCCCACUUCUUUCACUUUGCUUUAUGACCACCAUUGAUUUCUGACAGUUCUGUUUGCUGGUCUUCAGCCCGGUCCUGUGAUAGUCCCAUUCUCUGGAAGGGAUGUAAAGCAGCAUCACUGGCUUUUUGUCUUUAAAAUGUUAUUUCAUUUAGCUUUUCACAGUGAUCAGCACUACCAGCCAGUGUCCAACCAGCUGGGAAAUAACUGCAGACCUACAAUGUAAUUUCAGACUGAUUGACUCGCUCCACUUGAAGUUAUUUGUAGCUCACUGUAGGUGAUGUUUUGUGGUGCUUCUGAUUGGACAGAAUUUCUAAUGGCAUAAACACUCUUAGCUAUACUGUGAAGAAGAGCUGAGCUGCAGCAAUAAAUCCUAUAUGUGUAUAUCAAGUGACUGAGCGAGUAAAGCUGUAGAUUAUCUCGACUGAACGUGGCUGUAAAAUAUAUUUUGAAUGACAUUUGAUGAGUCUAACCUGAAGAUGCCAGCAGAGGGCGACAGAGGGCUGUGUCCUCUCUGAGGAAACUCUCCAUCCUGUUUAUCAGCCAUUACUCACUGCGGAACCAAUCCACUCUAACUUAUUUUAACUUAGGUUUCUACACAAUCACAGCCCGGUAGAGGAGAUUGAUGUGGAGAGGAGGCCGCCUGUGGUGAUGCUACAUCCUGUUAGUGUGUCCUGCCUCCCUCACCCCCCCUGUUUCAUUACUCCACUAUGGAUUUGUUGUCUUUCACAACACCAUGCUUUACAAUUAAGCUUUAAACAAUAGACUAUAAAACCCUUAUUGAUCAACUGGAGGCGCUGCAGUCAUGGAUGAAGCGGAGAGAUUUGAGACUAAAUUGUGGAAACCACAGUUUCUCAUUUACUGGUUUUGGUAUUGGACUCCUAUGUAAAGCCACUAUUUGUAGAUCCUAAUGAUGGCAUCUUUCACAUUUCGAUGUACUUUAGGAUGAAAGAGUCAAUUCUAGAGAAAACUGGUUUCAGACUUUGACUAUGUGGUAAUGUUUUGCUCUCUGCCUUUCAUUCUGACUGCUUUGGAUUGGUAUUUCUGCAGUUGUUCUGUGGGUGAAGCGAUGUGCAUUAGUCUGCCAUUUCAUUUAAAUAUUUCAUUGCAGCAGCCACUGUUAAGCGCCAAAUUCUAACACAUUUCCAAAUACAACAUACAGUGUCUUUAAUUAAAAAAGAAAUUCUUGACCCUUGACCACAUGCCAAACUAACAGCUGACCGUACUGUUAUUACUCAUUGCAACAGAAAAAAAUACCUAUUCCUCCAACACUGCUCAACACAAUGACCAAUUGUAUGUGAAUACAUUUUAUAGAUAAAAACACGUGUUAGCCAUUUAGUGUGAAGAUAUAUAUAUUAGCAUUUUCAAUAUCACGCUCCUUGCUGUUGAAAAAGGCAGUCCAAUGUUUUUGUUUCCUUUUAAAAGAGAAACCGUUCGUCCCUUUUUUUGAUUUGGUUUUUAGGCUCAUGCAUUGUUUUCUCCACACAGCCCAGAAACUCUCCAGAUAAAUCAGAUUCUUUUUUUCUGUGUGUCUGAUCUUUAGUUUCCUCUCCCCGGCUUAAACUCAGACACAAGCAGGGGGAAGAUCUAAUUCUGCCUUUACUGCUCUAGCAACAAACAAAAAGACAUGUUUUCUCCCCACCCUGUCCUCGAUCCACACCAACCCGGUUUGCUGUUCCAGAUGUGAGCCUGUGGUAAUAUGCAGAGCCGCAGCGACAGACACUGCAGAGUCUAUUUUUGCUAAGCUUUAGCAGCUCCGUUAUUUUAAUACACAGCACCCAGAGGAGGAAUAUUUCAGACGUGCAUUUUCAGAACUUGUGAAAAAUGAGUAGUGAGUCCGCUGGUGAGACAGAACUCCGACAGAUGUUUAUAUUGAGCACUAUCUUUUGUACUCAGAUCUAUUUUGGUGACAGAGUGUACAGAUGUGUGCAUGUAUUUUAUGCUCACUGUGUCACACGUUGUACAAUUCAAGUCCGGCACGACAGCACCGUGUUUCAGUAUGACAAUCUUUUACAUGAACUUUGGAAUCACUGCAAAAUAUCUAUUUGUAAAUAAAUAAUGUUCUUUUAUAAA
Eleginops maclovinus (Patagonian blennie) is the source of this 6908-nucleotide messenger RNA. It is a transcript of the gene rce1a, whose product is annotated as Ras converting CAAX endopeptidase 1a. Gene Ontology annotation, biological process: CAAX-box protein processing. The record is from RefSeq and is a predicted model, not a curated record. Gene Ontology annotation, cellular component: endoplasmic reticulum membrane. NCBI's taxonomy places the organism in Eukaryota, Metazoa, Chordata, Actinopteri, Perciformes, Eleginopidae. Bases 170 to 1171 code for a protein of 333 amino acids. Gene Ontology annotation, molecular function: metalloendopeptidase activity. The transcript has 8 exons.